CCCUAACAUCACUCUUUUUCGCAGGAGCCGAAAACAAGCUCUCUGCUUCACAAGACCACCGCAACACCGAAACCCUUCUCUGUAGAGCGGAACAGAAGAUAUAAAAUAACUGUGUUUGUUUUGUUAUCGGUCACAAUGACUGAGUUGAUGGAAUCAGUGGAAGCAAAAGCCGAAUCGGAAGGGCAUUCCCUUUUCAACAGGAAGAUCGAGUUUCACCCGGCUCGAAAGCCUUUCAAUGGGUUCAGCAAUGGCGGUGUGGAUUUCCAGAUUGAAAUUUUGAACCCCUCCAGCUCGGAUCCUCAGAAGACAGGGUCUAGUUCGGGUCAGUCGACUCCAAAGGGAAAGAAAAUGGACGGUUUGGAAUCCUUGGAGAACGGACUGGAUCCAGAGCUUAUUAGUUUAAGGAUCACCUCUCGUAGAAUUGGUGCUGGUUUGGAAAACCUUGGAAACACUUGUUUCCUCAACUCAGUGUUGCAGUGCUUGACAUACACAGAGCCUUUAGCAGCGUACUUGCAAAGUGGCAAGCAUCAAAAUUCUUGCCGCAUUGCUGGAUUUUGUGCCUUAUGCGCCAUCCAGAAGCAUGUUAGCCGUGCUCUUGAAGCAACGGGGAGAUCAUUAGCGCCUAAGGAUCUUGUCUCGAACUUGCGAUGCAUAUCUCGGAACUUUCGAAAUGCUAGACAGGAGGAUGCACAUGAAUACAUGGUGAACUUGCUCGAAUCUAUGCAUAAAUGCUGCUUACCAUCAGGAGUGCCUAGUGAAUCUCCUAGUGCUUAUGAGAAGAGUUUGGUACAUAAAAUCUUUGGUGGUCGCCUCCGUAGUCAGGUGAAAUGCGUGCAAUGUUCGUACAGCUCCAACAAGUAUGAUCCAUUUUUAGAUUUAAGCCUUGAAAUAAUCAAGGCGGAUUCAUUGAUUAAAGCCCUUUCAAACUUCACUGCUGCUGAGCUGUUAGAUGGAGGAGAGAGGCAAUAUCAGUGCCAGCGAUGCAAGCAGAAAGUUAGGGCUCUCAAGCAGCUUACAGUUCACAAUGCUCCUUUUGUACUUACUGUUCAUUUAAAACGGUUCCGUUCACAUGAUCCUGGACAAAAAAUCGACAAGAAGGUUUUCUUUGGACCUACAUUAGACAUGAAACCUUUUGUCAGCGGAUCCUAUCAGCAAGGAGAUUUAAAGUACACUCUCUAUGGUGUUCUAGUUCAUUAUGGUUGGAGCACCCGCUCUGGUCAUUAUUCUUGCUUUGUUCGCACAUCCAGUGGCAUGUGGUACUCACUUGAUGACAACCGGGUCUGCCAAGUGAGUGAGAGGACUGUUUUAGAACAGAAGGCUUACAUGUUGUUCUAUGUUCGCGAUAGAAGAGAUAUUGUUCCUAGGAAACCUGUUGAUAUUAUUCAAAAAGAGAUCUCGAAACCAAAUCUUAAUGUGAAUCAGUCAUGUUCAUCUUUGAACCAACCAUCCAAGGAUAGUGCACAAAAUGGUUCUGCUGAGAAUGGAUUAUGUGGUGCAUCUUGUGUUGCUGAAUCUAAAAAGGAUGCUGUAAUUCAGAGUUCAUCGGAAAAGACCAUUCCAAAGAAAGAACCCUUCCUGCAUAACUAUGACCAGGUAAAGACAAAAUGCCUAGAGCUGAAGAAGGGCCCAAUAAGAAACCCAUCUUCUACUGCACCAUCACCUACAAAGCCAUCAGAAGUUUCAAAGCCUGAUGUAGGAAAAGACAUGCCCCCUCUGAUGUUUUCUGUGGAAAGCAAUGGUAACACCCCCAAGGUUGAUAUUGCCAUCCCCAAAGUCGGUGCAAUUACUAAUGAACAGGAUGAGAAUACAAGAUCCAAUGAAGAUUUGAGUGUCUCUGCGACAACCUCAGACAAUUGCAUUGAUCCCUCAAACUCUGCAACUGAGAAGCUUGCGAAAGUUGAUUCCUUGCAGAAGAUUUCUGUUUCCGAGAGUGCUGUAUCAAUCAUGGGCCCCUCUGUGCAAUCUGGUGAUAAAACCUUGGAUGGCAUUUCAAGUCCAUCUGGGUUUUCUGAUAAGCAAAUGUUGGAGAAAAUCGAAUCUAAUAAAGGCAUCCCUAGUGAGGGAACUGUGUCGAAUCCUCCUGGUGAUCAAUUGAUGGAAUCAACAGCCGUGUCUGUUUUGACAGAUGGAUUGAUACAGAAGAAACCUUCUGAUAGAAGACCUCGCAGAAAACUUAAGAAGUGUCGGAUUGCAAAGAUGCAUUUUGGUUCAAAACUUUUCAACGUGUCCCUUGGGAUCCGGAAGAAGAAGCAUAAAAGGAGAAAAGGAUGCAGUUUGGACAUACAUAAUAAAGAAUGCUUAUUGGAUGAGUGUCUUACUUCUGAUCUGGGGCCAUCCACUUCUGAGAAAUCGGGGAAAUUUUCGUCGCGUUCAAGUCAUGCUCAGAAGAAGGGGGCUAAAUUUGGUUCAAGAGAAAGGAGUGGCAUUGUCAUGAAGGGUGUAGAGAGUCAACAUGGUGAUUCUUUGAUGGAUAUUAGAGACAAAGAUCUCAAAGAUAGAAUUUGUGAGAAUGUUUUCAAUGGUACUGUACGCGCAACUGAUGUGCAGUCACAAAAGAUUUCUUGCUCUAUCUCAGCAGCAGACCAGCAGCAUUCAACUGAUCUUAAUCGUUCAAAUGAUAGCGAAAGGGAGGCUGUGCAAAGUGGGAUGAUGAAUAUGCUUACUAGAGGUCUGGCAGAGACAGUCGUGGCAUGUUGGGAUGGGAUACAACUUUCCACAUCUCUGGGCGAGGAAUCACAUAAUAUGGAGAGUUUCAGAAUUGGCUACAUACCGGAUGAAUGGGAUGAAGAAUAUGACAGAGGUAAGAGAAAGAAGAUCAGGGGGGCUAAGCACGAAUUCAGUGGGCCGAAUCCUUUCCAAGAAAUUGCAAACAGAAAAGCACAGUUGAAGAAAAUUAAGAUAGACCAGUCUAGUUCUGGGAACCUACCAUUCAGGAUAUGAAGAAAGUCAGUAGUCCAUGUCCUUGGAGCAAAUCACAAAAUUUUGUCAUGCUGUAAUAGAUUAUGUAGUGAGUGAUUGAUUAUCGCUUUGUCUGGAGCUAAUGUGGAAUCUGGGGAGCAUUACAAAUUCUAUAAGGUGAUGGUUUGUGCACUCCUUUUAUUUUUCUUUUCUAUUUAUUGGUGUUAAAGAAUGUCAGAUAUCUAUGUAACCCUUGGAACACUUUAGCCAAAAGUGCUUUCUUGUUUGAGAAAUGUAAUAAUAAUCUGGAGUCUGGAUUAGUA
This is a messenger RNA of Tripterygium wilfordii, 3221 nucleotides long. RefSeq names its product ubiquitin carboxyl-terminal hydrolase 23. Gene Ontology annotation, molecular function: cysteine-type endopeptidase activity; cysteine-type deubiquitinase activity. Gene Ontology annotation, biological process: protein deubiquitination. The coding region runs from base 136 to 2940 and encodes 934 amino acids. Lineage: Eukaryota; Viridiplantae; Streptophyta; Magnoliopsida; Celastrales; Celastraceae. The transcript is spliced from 11 exons. Gene Ontology annotation, cellular component: nucleus; cytosol. The record is from RefSeq and is a predicted model, not a curated record.